Molecule: messenger RNA, 1224 nt
Organism: Bolinopsis microptera
Lineage: Eukaryota; Metazoa; Ctenophora; Tentaculata; Lobata; Bolinopsidae
Product: protein unc-93 homolog A-like
Exons: 8
Coding region: 1-963 (320 amino acids)
Biological process (GO): transmembrane transport
Molecular function (GO): transmembrane transporter activity
Source: RefSeq, a predicted model, not a curated record
AUGUCUGCUCCCCCGACCCCCAUCCACCUUUACCAGGAAUCACUGGAGCACCACUCUGGACAGCAAGUUAUCAGUACCUCUGUUACUUGGCAGAGAGUAUAUACGAUUUUCUCAAAAUCAACUUCAACCGACGAAGAAGAUCUGAAUGGAGCUCAGGACACCUGUGGUCUGAACUACGACUACGCUGUGAUAAGUAGUGACAAUGAUUACCUUGGUGGCACCGGCCUCCGCAUCAAGUUCAACCUCAUAUCUUCCUACCUCUCAAUUGCGAUAGUCUCAGUUAUACUACUAGCAAUGUACAUGGAGGGUAGGGACGAUGACGAAGACGAUGACGAAGACGAUGGCACCUCUGUUAUAACUUCACUUCUGAAGACGACAAGCAAGUUAGACCGGAACCAGGGACUCCUUAUUCCUUUAACUGUUUGGAGUGGGGUCGAACAGGCUUUUCUUAUCUCAGUAUUCAGUGAAUCAUUUGUUGUAUGUCACUUUGGAUUGAAAACUCACGGGCUGAUGAUGAUAACUUACGGCCUUUCCGGUUCCCUCUCUUCUAUUUCUUUUGGUUUACUGAGGAGAUAUGUACCAAUGAGGAUCCUCCUAUUUGCUGCUGCUCUUCUCAACUGUGCUGUUCUUGCUCUGUCUCUGUUGGACUGUAAGGGAUCAAUGGUAAUUCACUUGUGUAUAGCAGCCUGGGGAAUAGCCGAGGGGAUAUGGCAGCCUCAAAUUGGAGUGGUGUACGCCGAGACGUUCCCCGAGGACCAGGUCUCAGCAUUUUCCCAGUACAGACUCUGGGAAAGCUUAGGAUACAUCCUCAUCUUCUCUCUGAAGCUAGCUCGAGUUGACGUUGUUGUUAUCAUCUAUAUUGUCGUUACAACACUUGCUGCUGGUUUGUUUGGCUAUAGCACCCUCUUGUGGUGUUGCAGACGGGAGAAACAUCUCAACUUCUGUUCAUCCAUUACGCGGUGAAAGUUAAACUAAGGAUGAAGAACUAAAAACAAAACGAACUAAAAACGAUCGUUUAUCAAGAAUAUGACACUACCUUGAUUGUGAAAACGGUAUUUUAUUUUUAGAUGACAUAGAAUUAAAAUAGCAAAGAUUUCGACUCGUAACAUGAAAUACGAAUCAUAAUUCAAUAAUAUUAUAAAAAUAUAUAAAUAUGUCAUUGUUAGUUAUGUAAAUAUACUAUGUAGAUACUGAAAUAGAUCAUUUGCUUAAUUUACCGUAUUU